UUACCUAUGAAAGGCCUUUAUAGAAAUGUCAUUACACGCAUGGUUUUUCUGUCUCCUUCAAACAUCCUCCCUUUUUUGAGGUGCUUCAAUCUCCAGUCUUUUCUCACCCACAGGGAGGGCAGGUGUCUGUCUGCCACACACAAAACACUCCAUUGUCUGUCUUGUGCUUCCUUUCCCUAGCCUUAUCUCAACCCACCGUAGUAUUCGCAGCAUUCACUGUCCCUCCACAUCUUACAACAUAGGAUAGUUUCUCAAGGACACAUCACAUAGUAUGAGCUGCGUAUUUGGCAGUCUGUCCUCCUUAGCUGAAAGAGGGGCGGUGUACUACAUAAAACCCAUCUCCCUCGCUGACCUGACCCAAAACAAGUGUUCGAUCCAGACGUGACUGGACAGACAGGGUUACUAUGAGGCUAUGGUGCAUAUUCUGCUUGAUACUGCUGCUGCCCAGCACAAUGGUCACUCUGCCACACCAGGGCAGACUGAGUGACAGCCGGUGUCAGGAGGACCCCACGCCAGACCACCCAGGAACAGGGCCAGGAGACAACAGUUCAAUGGAGGUUGGAAAAGGUUUGGGAGAGAAUGCCUUAACAGUGAAGGAGACCAUAAACUCCCAUCCCAGCGCUCCUCACCUACCUGGGGACACUCCAUGUUUCGGAAGGAUACCGUCUCAUGGAGAGGUUAUUGAGGAUAUGCUUUCAGCACUUCGUGAAGGUUGGGGCCAGGAAAGCAACCUGAGAAAGGAGGAUUUGACUCGAUUUGGCGUUUGCUCACACUCUGAUGGUGCUCCAGUACCUGCCUUAUCCACACUAGCUGAAGAAGCCAAAAAAGAGAAACAUGGGCUACAUGUUUGGCACCCAACCAAAGAGCUCAUGGAGGGUGAAGUGGAGGGAGGGGGUCUUGUGUUGACCCUCCACCUCCCCCGGCCUCCCCUCUCCAAUAUCAAGCCCAUACUGCUCCUUGCCUUUAGAAACCCCAGAACAGGAGCGCUCGGUGCCAUCACUUUCACCAGUCACUCUCUGCAGCCUUACAAACAGACAGUAUGCAUUUCAGAAGGAACACAGUUCCUCAUCCUAACAGGAAAGCAACCCGAGGGCAAAAGUCAACUGAAAUGGAGAUUCAAUGUUGACACAAAAACACCAGAGACAGGACAAAAGCUUUCUGAACUACGAGGUAUCCUGAUUGGUGACGGAACAAGAAGUGAUGUCAGUGUCAUUCCCCUGGUGCUUUUCUCAACGAAUAGAGGAACUGAUGAAAGAGUGACAGAAAAGCUGAGUCCCUCCCCUGCUCCCUCUGGGACCUACACGUUUCUGUGUGAGCUGCAGAAGUUCCUCAGUGACGUCAUGCCACCACAGACGCAGUCACAACCAUGGGCUGCUUCGGUCCCUCUGUACUCUCUGGACUCUCUUCCCCCCCUGUCCCUUGGGGUGUCGUCCAGUGAGACCCUCCUUGCCAGGCUGCUCAACUCCUCAGCUCCCACCCUGUUCUCUUUCCCCACACAGGGCUCUGUGCUCCAGGGGCAUCGCGGGGAGCUGUCCCUGCAGCCCGCCCUACUGGAGGUGCUCAGGCAGAGGCUGGAGGAGGUUCUGGUCCAGAUGAGGGCGGAGGAGGUGGGCAAAGCAGGGAUGGACAGACUGAGGAGACUCCAGGAACUCUGUGUCCUUCCUAAAGAGGGCGAGGAAGCACCAGCAGGUGUUGGGAGCCCCAGUGAGACGCAGUACCGAGCCCUGCUUCUGCUGAAAGCCCUGCAGACAGUAGUGGGAGCCUGGGAUGUGGAGAGGGGGCAGCGGGCCACCAGAGCAGGCCAGAAGGGCCCAGGGAACCGGCACCUCUGUCGGCUGCACAGUCUCACCGUGUCCCUGGAGAAAUACCUGCUGUCUCCUCCUGAGGCCACCAUCUACAACUGCCAGGGAGUCUGCAGCUUUCCCCUGACCAACGGGAAUAACCAUGCUAUCCUGCUUAACAGCCACAUCCAGAGUGGCCUGGCCCUGGAGCGCUCACCCUGCUGUGUGCCUGUGGACUAUGAGGACCUCAAGGUGGUGGAGUUGGAUGAGCAUGGAACCAAUAUCUGCUACAAACCAAACAUGGUGGCCAAGGAGUGUGGAUGCCGCUGACUCCUCCAUGUGGUGCAAUGAUUGGUAUUAAAGGGCCAGGGCACCUGCAUUGUUGCACCAUUACUCAAUAAAAGUCAAGUAGAAUUGCAUGUUUUAGGUCAACGAGUGCAUUUAUUUUGUUUAUUGUAAAUACAUUAUCACAUCUAGUUCUCCACAAUAUUAGCUGAUUUAAUACACAUUUUGUCACUCAGCUAUGUAAAUAGAAAACUCAUUGGCACAGUGCACAUAUUGGAUCUUUCAAAUACAAUUUGUGCAUUAUCAAUUUGCACCACAUGAUCAUAUUGAAGGCUGAAAGAAUAUAUUGAUCAUCAAAUACGAGAUAGAAACCAGCUAAUCUUAUUGAUUUCUGUAUACCCUUUAAAUAUGAAGAACAUUUAUGCAAACAGAUUAUGCAUGAUCAGAUAAGACUAUGGUGCAUUUAAGAUCAUUGUGAUGUACUUUUUUUUACAGUAGUAACAUUUUAACUACAAUAUAUCCUUAUUUCAAUAUAAUAAACACACUUUGAUUAUUCCUUC
This is a messenger RNA of Salvelinus sp. IW2-2015, 2626 nucleotides long. Its product is annotated as muellerian-inhibiting factor-like. Gene Ontology annotation, biological process: gonad development. Gene Ontology annotation, molecular function: growth factor activity. The record is from RefSeq and is a predicted model, not a curated record. NCBI's taxonomy places the organism in Eukaryota, Metazoa, Chordata, Actinopteri, Salmoniformes, Salmonidae.